Molecule: messenger RNA, 1449 nt
Organism: Pyricularia pennisetigena
Lineage: Eukaryota; Fungi; Ascomycota; Sordariomycetes; Magnaporthales; Pyriculariaceae
Exons: 2
Coding region: 1-1449 (482 amino acids)
Biological process (GO): regulation of DNA-templated transcription
Cellular component (GO): nucleus
Molecular function (GO): zinc ion binding; DNA-binding transcription factor activity, RNA polymerase II-specific
Source: RefSeq, a predicted model, not a curated record
AUGGCCGAUGACCUUCGCAGACGAGGGCUACAACCCCGCGAUCCACGCGACGACUCACAGUAUCCCAAGCAAGAGGACGACGACAGACUAAGGACUAUACCACUACAGCACCACCGUUCCAACGGAUUCAACAUGGCAGCCGCAGGUCCCAUCACCCUUCCGUCUAUCCAUGACUACCCUUCCAGUGGCCAAAAUGGCCCUCCUCCACCCCACGACCAGCCGCGGUCGGCGUACUCGCUAUCUCCUACCGACAGCGACAAUGGCCCUCCGCCACCCGGACAAGCCUACCACCUCCCGCCAGUGCAUGCCAUCGACGGCAGGGGUCCACCACCGCCUCAAGAUCCGAGGCAUCUCCAAGCCAGCCAUCGACCCGCGCAGGCCGAGCCAAGGAACGGUUACUACCCUGGACCGCCACCACCGCCUCGCCAGGGUGCCUACCCGCAAGACGGCGGUUACGCUCCCGUCUACACCUACCAUCAGGGACCUCCCGGGGCCAUAAUGGGGCCUUUCGACUACCGCAACGUACCAAAUGCUCAACAGGCCAGUGCGCCCAGACAGCGGACUUCAAUUGCUUGCCGUUACUGCCGGAAACGCAAGAUCCGCUGCAGCGGCUACCAAACGACAGCCGAUGGCAAAUGUAUGAACUGCAAAAAGACUGGCAAUGACUGCGUCUUCCAGCCGGUUUCCAGUGGCACGACCGCCUUCGUGCCCGUCUCUGCUAUUCCUGGAGGUGUCGCACCUGGUACACAACUCUUUGGUGCUUUUGGACAGCCUUUGGGGCCUCCCCCGGGUCCCGGUCCUCAUAAUGUUCCGCAUCACCUUCAGCCUCCUCAUCCGAUGCAGCAGCCACACCAACUGCAAACUCCGCCUCAGAUGCCGCUUCCCUCACCGACUGGAAGCUACUACGACGAGAGGAUGGAGGGUAGUAGGAGGAGGCCUCGUGGUCCCGAGGACGACCACCAGCAUGGACCACGCCUGCCGCCUCCCCACCCUCACCAGCAGGAAGAGGACCCUCGUCGGCGCUCCCCUGCUUCUGCGCAGAGCAGCACUCCGCCAACUGUCUAUCAUGCCUACUCGCGCAACGAGAGCAGCACCCCGCCGACUGCUCCCUACCAUCAUCAGCCGCAUCCGCUUCAGCAUCUCCAGCAUCAGCAAGCGCCGCCUCAUCUUCAGACUCACCACCAGCAGACCGACCGUCCCAUGCCCGGCCACUUUGCCCGCCGGGAUAGUCCAGGAGCCGCACCACAGCCACCGCAUAUCCAGCAGGGUCCUCCGCCUCCACCGCCGGCUCCGCGGCAGCCCUCACCCAACCAGGCUACCUCGCCGUCUUCAAAGGGCAUCAUGAGCCUGAGUGCACUUAUGGACCACAAGUCUGGCCCAUCGAGCAGCGAUCCUCGAGGCAACAACAUUGACAACUCAAUGCUCGGACGACUCAACGGCCGGCGCUAG